AUGCUGGUUCAUACUUAUUCCGCGAUGGACCGUCCGGAUGGGCUGAACGGCGCGACUGGCGGGGGGCGCCUGUCGCAGCUCUCCUCCCUUAGCCAGGCGGCCUUCUCGGCGGCGGCGGCUCCCCCUCUGUGCCACACGCCUGCCUCGGACUUCCAGCCACCCUACUUUCCGCCACCCUACCCGCAGCCGCCGUUGCCCUACGGUCAAACACAGGAGACGGCUUUCCCCCACCUAGGCGAGCCCUAUAGUGGCCUUGGGACGCUCCACCAGCAUCCGCACCCGCACCAGCACCAGCAGCCCGCAUGGCCUUCCCCCCGCGGCGGCCGCCAGGACGAACAGGGCCUCCUGGCCCAGACUCAUCGAGCCCUGGGCCUGGACCCUCGCCGGGAUUACCCAGGUGUUCCCCGUCUCCUGCAUGGCCUGGCGGACGGAGCGCACGGCCUGGCGGACGGGCCGCUUGGCCUGCAUGGGCUGGCAGCCCAUCACGGCUUGGAGGAUCUCCAGGCCGUGGACGACACUGGGAUGAGCCUCCUGGAUCAGUCCGUGAUCAAGAAAGUGCCCAUCCCCUCCAAAGCCAAUGGCAGUGCCAUCUCUGCCCUGUCCUUGAAUAAGGACAGCCUGGUCAGCGGUGUGGUCACUAACCCCAAUGAGGUCUUCUGCUCCGUACCUGGUCGCCUCUCCCUACUCAGCUCCACCUCGAAGUACAAGGUCACCGUGGGAGAAGUGCAGAGAAGGCUUUCACCCCCAGAGUGUCUCAAUGCCUCCCUCCUUGGAGGUGUUUUGCGCAGGGCCAAAUCAAAAAACGGAGGCCGAUGCCUUCGGGAGCGGCUGGAGAAGAUUGGCCUCAACUUGCCGGCGGGGCGUCGGAAGGCGGCCAAUGUGACCCUGCUUACCUCCCUGGUGGAGGGAGAGGCCGUGCACCUUGCCAGGGAUUUUGGCUAUGUGUGUGAGACAGAGUUCCCAGCCAAGGCAGCAGCUGAUUACCUGUGCCGGCAACACGCAGACCCUGCAGAACUGCACAGUCGAAAGAACAUGCUGCUGGCCACUAAGCAAAUCUGUAAGGAGUUCUCAGACCUGAUGGCACAGGACCGUUCCCCAUUGGGCAAUAGCCGACCCUCUCUCAUCCUGGAGCCAGGAGUACAGAGCUGCCUCACUCAUUUCAGCCUCAUCACUCACGGCUUUGGGGGCCCAGCCAUCUGUGCCGCACUCACGGCCUUCCAGAACUACCUGGUUGAGUCACUCAAGGGACUCGACAAAAUGUUCCUCAGCAGCUCGGGCAACGGGCACCCAGCUGGAGACUCAAAAGCGUCAGAAAAGGAUGUGAAACACAGGAAAUAA
Molecule: messenger RNA, 1338 nt
Organism: Trichosurus vulpecula (common brushtail)
Lineage: Eukaryota; Metazoa; Chordata; Mammalia; Diprotodontia; Phalangeridae
Gene: TFAP2E
Product: transcription factor AP-2 epsilon
Exons: 7
Coding region: 1-1338 (445 amino acids)
Biological process (GO): anatomical structure development; regulation of cell population proliferation; regulation of transcription by RNA polymerase II
Cellular component (GO): nucleus
Molecular function (GO): DNA-binding transcription factor activity, RNA polymerase II-specific; RNA polymerase II transcription regulatory region sequence-specific DNA binding
Source: RefSeq, a predicted model, not a curated record